AUGGCAUACGCUUUAAGGGAUGCAUUGGUGACGCCUAAAUCUAAAGGCUAUGAUAUCACUAACUAUAGUGAGUCACCGCUUGUUCUUUCAGCUGCAUUGCUGAAGCAUCCCUUAGAUAUAACUGCGGAUUUACUGCUUGAACAAUCUUUGGUGUCAACACCUCUUUUGACUUUGUUUGGUCUGGUAGUUCACAGAACGACAGGUUUACUGUUAUAUUUGGCACAAAAUAACACGUCCUUUGCCAUUCGAAACGACAAAUUUUCUUUGAUAGAUAUCUUUGAAAGAAGCCCCGUCGAUAGAUCCCAGAUUAGUUAUAUCUCCAACUACAAUCCGCAUAAAGACUCUCUUAAAGAUGAUGAUUCUUUGAGCUUUGAGCAUUUGGCUGGCGAGCUCCAGUUUAUCUCUAAAGUAUUAAGGAAAGAAAUUCCACGAGAGGUUCAAUUCCUCAAUGACUUAAGAAUUAAUGAUGGUACUGACGAAGAUAGGUUUGGAUCCAUCCAACACUUCAGAGACCCAAUUCCAUUCUUACCUAUUUAUCUCGGGAUCAAUGAAUUUUUUGGAAAACUGAUCACGCCUGUAUGUUACUCAGAUCCAGACUAUACCACGAUUUUAAAGGAGAAUCAGGACAGAUUGGUUUUCUAUCAAAAGCUCUAUAGCACUUUUGGCGAGGCUAGAAUAAUUGUAAAUGUGAAAGGACCUGAUGAUACCGUGGCAUCACCCUCAGAAUUAUACGAUUUAGUAAGGGAUUCUAAUAGUAAUUCGUCGGUCAGUAUACCUGAGAGGAUGGUCCAGAAGUGGGAAAGUAAAAUACUGUCCGGUCUUGCAAGUAGUGGGUCCUCAGAUUCGUCUAUCCAUGAUGCUGAUUCUAUGAAAGAUGGUGAAUAUGAAGUUGAUGAAGUAGUACAGCUACCUCGAGUAGAUUCAGAAACCCCGGCACAAACACCUGAAGUUCAGCAAAGGACACAAGCUCCUGAACUAGCGCCAACGCAGAAGCAAGUUGUAGAAACUCAAGUCUCAGUGAAUUCAAAUGGGAAAAAAAUAGACGAUUCUGAUCAGGAGGCGGGUUCUGCAAGCCGGAUUGCAACCCAAAGAGUACCUGAAGUAAACGUGGACUCACAAAAUCCUAACAACAAAGCUUUUGAUGAAUCACCUAAUGAAAGUGAUUCGCAGGAGGAGGUGGACACUUUUCAAUUUUUUGGACCCAACCCAGUUUCAGAGUCUAAUCUGACCAACGAAAACGAAGAUUCGAAUGUAGAUUCAAACGAUGACUCAAAUGAAGGUGCUGACGACGAGCAAAAGGUAAGGGUCAAAGAGGAACCUAAUCAGAAACCAUCACAGUCGGGCUCCGAUAGUCUGCCCACUGUUAAUAUUUCCCUGAGCCAAUUAUAUGGAGCAUCAGAGAACCUACAACAGUUGCCUGUUACUGUAGGAUGGGAACCUGAUCUUAUUCAAGUGGAUUCCUCUUCUGAUUCUGAAUCGUUCGAGUCAAUCGAAGGUACUUCCAGCAACAGCAAUAACUCCAAAGGACUUGAAAAAGUUCCAUCAAUUGCGGCGAAUGGCAAAGCUACGUCCACUUCCAGCCCCAAGGCGCAAGAGGCUAGCAGUUCUUCACCCAAGAGCCAAUCAAAAACAAAACCUUCUCGAUUGAAAGCUUUGCUAGGCCAUGUAUUUCCUAGUCUAAAAACUUCAGAGGAUCAGCUUGAAUCUACCCAGGUGGCCCAAGAAAGUACAGCUGCAACCAAUGGUGAGGGUAACAAACCGCCUCUAGAUCAAAAUGAAGUUGUUUUGACUCCAGAGACUGAUUAUAUCGAAUCUCUGAGUUCCAAAAACGAUAACUCGGCUGGAAACGUUUCAUCUGGAUCUAAACCAAAAGACAAUUCUUUUCUGGAUUCUUCGACUCAAAAUGCAGAUUUGCAGCCUUAUCCAAGUACUGAGCCAAUAAUAGUGUCAUCAGACAGAAAUGAUUCUGUCCACAGUUCUGCAACAGCUAACGAACAUCAAACAAUAUCACAUUCUCAUAUUCAUUUGCAAACUCAAACAGACUCACUUGUAAUUAUCGAAAGAUCACAGCCAUUUAAAUAUAAUGAAGAAUCCCUUCAACGAAAGAAAAGGGCUCACCAGCUACUAGAUGCGGGAUGGCAGCGGGCCAGCAAGAAGAAAUUAUAG
This is a messenger RNA of Komagataella phaffii GS115, 2166 nucleotides long. RefSeq lists its product as hypothetical. The transcript is spliced from 2 exons. The coding region runs from base 1 to 2166 and encodes 721 amino acids. NCBI's taxonomy places the organism in Eukaryota, Fungi, Ascomycota, Pichiomycetes, Pichiales, Pichiaceae. The record is from RefSeq and is a predicted model, not a curated record.